AUCUCCGGUGUCGUUCAUCUCCGAUCUACAGGCACCAACUUGCCCUGAUCCGAAACACCAUGGAUCCCCGCAAGUCAGGGCUUGAUUGAAUCCCAAAGAUGAGUCGGGACAACGCGGCAAUUUGAUCGUCCAUCGACAGAUGGAUAUACCUGCACCUCAAGGUAUAUAAAGCCCAUUCAACCCGCCUGUUCAUUACUUCUCCAGCAGCAAAGCAAUCGCAGUCAAUUCACAGAAAACAGCAAUCCUUCUUUCUCUCUUUCCAAACACAACAACCCACUCUCAGUCUUCACAAUGAAAUUCUCCCUCGCUUCGCUCAUGAUGGCUGGUACCACCAUCCUCUCCGCCACCAACGCCGCCGGCGUCGGCAGCGCUGGCAGCGCCAGCAGCUCUGGAAGCGUCGUUGGCAACGCCGGUGGCUCUGGUAGCUCUGGUAGCUCUGGUAGCUCCGGCCUGCCGUCCAUUCCCCAGAGCUGCCUGGAGAUCCCCCAGGUCGUCGGCAACAAGCCCCAGCAGCUGCUUCAGUACUUCCACAAGGAGGUGUGCCAGCAGAACUGCAAGGCCACCAUCAACCAGCACAACAACUACGUGCACAACUAUGUGAUGCCCCAGAUCAUCAAGGACGUCAACCAGCGCCUGGAGAUCCCCGCCCAGGAGCAGCAGCUGUUCAACCAGACCAGCACCCAGGUCGUCGCCGCCGUGCAGAAGAGCUGCGCCCAGGAGGGCAGCAAGCCUCUCUGUAACGACCUGCAGGGACUCCUUGACUACGGACUUUGCGCCUUCAAGGCCUCCCAGCCCAUCAUGAUGAAGCACGUCAAGGAGUUCUCCGGCAGCGCCAAGCUCUCCGAGGAGAAGUGCAGCAAGAUCAAGGAGCUGGACUCUGACCAGACCGUCUGGCAGAAGACUCUCCCCGCGUACGUCGACAAGUUCGCCAAGCAGUGCGCUCAGGGAAACUAGAGGCAUGAUAGAUCAGAGACUUCCCGGAUGGUAUUUGCAAAAGUCAGCAGCAAAGCAGUAGCGAUACCAUGUCUGGACAUCGAUCGGGUAUUCUGUUCGGGUGGGAAGGAUCUUUAGCAGUGUCUCCAGGAAGGCCAGCAACGAGGCUUGCGAUUGAGUCGCAAAUGAUUUUUGGGGGGUUGAAACCACUGGACAAUGUGGAAUGUUAGAUGAAAUAGGCAAGCUGGAUCUUCUGUAUGUAGCUCGAGUCAAGAAC
Messenger RNA from Aspergillus steynii IBT 23096, 1210 nucleotides. RefSeq lists its product as uncharacterized. The transcript is spliced from 2 exons. The record is from RefSeq and is a predicted model, not a curated record. The coding region runs from base 292 to 954 and encodes 220 amino acids. NCBI's taxonomy places the organism in Eukaryota, Fungi, Ascomycota, Eurotiomycetes, Eurotiales, Aspergillaceae.